Messenger RNA from Aspergillus ibericus CBS 121593, 1829 nucleotides. Its product is annotated as SUMO ligase MMS21. Lineage: Eukaryota; Fungi; Ascomycota; Eurotiomycetes; Eurotiales; Aspergillaceae. The transcript is spliced from 4 exons. The record is from RefSeq and is a predicted model, not a curated record. Gene Ontology annotation, cellular component: nucleus; Smc5-Smc6 complex. Gene Ontology annotation, molecular function: zinc ion binding; SUMO ligase activity. Gene Ontology annotation, biological process: double-strand break repair via homologous recombination; protein sumoylation. Bases 37 to 1728 code for a protein of 563 amino acids.
AUAGGUUUCUACCAUGCGUUUUGUUUCUACAAGAAAAUGCCCCGCCGCCCCCCCUCAACCGCAACCGCAACCCCAACCCCAACCCACACCCACCCCUCCACCACCACCACCAGCACCCUCCCGCACCUCCUCACGCAACAAAACACACACCCGGCUCUGGUAGCACUCCAAACCACCCACACGGCCUCAUCCCUCAAGACGCAUCUCCAGCACGCGCAGGAGAAGUUAACCGAUGCGGCGGGGGAGAUUAAUGAGCGGUUGACGGAUGCGAGGGAGAGGGAGAGGAGGGGAGUGGAGAGGAGGAGGAGGAAAUAUAUGAAUAAUCAGAAUCAGAAUCAGGAUGAGGGGGAUGGGGAUGGGGAUGAGAAUGAGAAUGAGGGGGAAGGUGGAGAUGGGAACAGGAAUAGUCUAUCCGCAUUCGAAAACGCAGUGUCGAAGACGACGGCACAGCUCGAGGAAUCCAUGCGCGGGAGUAUCGACGCCGAAGUACGGUUUGAGAAUCUGGGGAUGGUGUUGGGAGGGUUAGAGCGGGGGGUCGUGGGGUUGUUACAAAGACGGAGGAAUUCUCGGCGGACGAGGGCGGGGGUUGCUGCUGCUGCUGCUGCUCAUGCUCAGGAGGGGGAUGAAGAUGGGGAUGAGGAGGAAGAGAAUGAAGAAGGGAGGGAUCCGCUACUGGUGCAGUUUGAGACCGGGGUGGAUGAGAAGGAGGGGGAAUGGAAUGGGUUGUCGCUUACGGAACGAUACUCCACCAACAACGCCUACAUCGGCUUCUACCGCAUCAUCCACGAAUCCAAACACACCGGCGAAGAUAUCCCCCCGCCCCCGCAUCCAUCGACCUGGUUUGCUCAUCUCGAACAACCCACCACCACUACCACCACCACUGCCGCCAGCUCAGCCAGACCAUCCCGAGCUCCCACUGCCAUCUCAAACCACCCCUCCAACCGCUCCCACCACUCUAACCCCCCCACAACCACCACCUCAGCAGAAGGAUCCUCCGACGACGAAAUCGCCAUCCAAACCGAGCGCCUAUCCCUCAGAUGCCCAUUAACCCUCCUCCCCUUCACCGAUCCCGUGAGCAGCACCAAAUGCCCCCACAGUUUCGAGCGCGCCGCGAUCACAGACAUGAUAGCGCGGAGUAAAUCCACCGUUCCGGAUCCGAGAGCUGCAGCAGCAGGGGGAAGGGUGCGAAGAGUCCGCAGUGCCAAGUGUCCGGUUUGCGAGGUUGUGUUGACGGAGGGGGAUUUGAGGAGUGAUCCGGUUUUGGCGAGGAGGGUGAAGAGGAUGCUUGCUGUGCAACGCGAAGAAGAGGAGGGGAGUGGGGAGGAGGAAGGGGAGGGGGGGAGGGGGAAGAGGAAGAGGGGGAGGGAGAUUGAGUUGGGGAGUGGGGAUGAAGAGGGGGAUGAGGAGGGGGAUGGGGAGGGGGAUGGGGAGGAGAGGAUUCGGGUCAAGAGGGAGCGGGGGAUGUCGGUGGCGAGGAUUAAGCGGGAGAGGGCGAUGUCGGUGGCUGUGGGGGAUGUGGAGGUUGUUGAUGUUGAUGCAGCAGAGGGAGAAGAGCAAGACGGAUCUGGCGAUGGAGAAACAGAGGACGCAGAAAUGGAAGACGAUCAGGAGGAAGAUGAUGAAGAGAUGGAUGGGGAAGAUGAAUCCGGAGCAGAAGAUGCGGAAAUGAGUGAUGAAGUUGCAGACGAGGCAACCUCAACCAGCACCGAUGCAGAAAUGUCCGACUGAACUAUUGCUACGGGCACGGGCACAGCACAUGCUAUUUGAAUGAUUAUUAUCGCUCACCCGCACUAAAGCACCGGGUAUAAUAAAUACAAGAAGCAGAACAU